Molecule: messenger RNA, 1086 nt
Organism: Aspergillus steynii IBT 23096
Lineage: Eukaryota; Fungi; Ascomycota; Eurotiomycetes; Eurotiales; Aspergillaceae
Product: DUF3716 domain-containing protein
Exons: 4
Coding region: 1-1086 (361 amino acids)
Source: RefSeq, a predicted model, not a curated record
AUGUCUCAAACAGGGCAAUCAGAGCCCGAUGAUGACGAGCCUUGGAGACCUCGGAGAAAACGACAAUCCUCAGAGACGCGUCCCUCGGUGCCAGCAGAGCUCGUACCUGGAGUGAACGUUGACGAUCUGCCGAUAGCCGAACCUUUUACCACCGAUGCUAUAAAGCGAUAUCAAGUCAUGCCGGUUGCCAGAAAGCUUGAUUGGCGCACACCAUUUCAUGGAAAGCCGAGGCGAAGAUCAUUAGCCAAUAAAAUAUCCCGAACUGCAGCUUUUAUUCAGACAACAGGCGUUGAGGUUGCUGAUCCGUGCUCUAAUUGUGACAAAGGAUUGGGCCCAUGGCAGGCUUGUGUUAUCAUGAUCAAUGAAGAAGACUCGAAACUCGCCGGGACAUGUGCAAACUGUCAAUUCAGUCGCAAAUAUGACUGCGACUUUCGGGCUUUCAAAAUCGAAGACAUCUAUGAUUUUAACUCUGAGAACGCAUGGAAGUCGAUCCCCGAUAAAAAGGACGAGAUGUCAGGACAAUCGCGAGUUGAUAGGACGGUUACAACGGUGCUCUCAGCCGAGUUACCGGACUGGUUCAGUAACAAUAGAUCCCUGUUCUCAGGUGCGCAACCAAUCGCCAUUUCGAAGAGUCAAUCUCCAGAGACCUCCAAUACAACGACUUCAUAUCCCGGAAUCUUGCCUGCUCGCCCAGCACAAAGGGAAAGCCUAGUUGAAACUCAAGUUUCGGUCGAAGCUAUUGUUGUCAAGGAAGAAAAAGACUCAAUCUUGUCUGCCAGCCUAGCACAAAGGGAACGCCUAGUGGAAUCCCAAGUUUCAGUCGAAGGUGCUAUUGUCAAGGAAGAAAGGGACGCAACAAACCUGACUCUGAAUCCUAAUUUGGAUGUCACUAAGUCAAAGCUUGAUGGCGGUCUUCUACCCUUCCCUUUGGGUCCCGAUGCAUUUGACAAUCUUCCUCUCUUGAGACAAGCAAUAAAGGAUACGGAAAAACACCUUCAAGCAAUGCGGAAGAGAGCAGAUGAACUUGAAGUGAAGGAGAAGCAAAAGAGUUGGAGGCUGCCUGAUCAACCUCCGUCGACCUCCUGA